This is a messenger RNA of Notolabrus celidotus (New Zealand spotty), 3169 nucleotides long. It is a transcript of the gene stat1a, whose product is annotated as signal transducer and activator of transcription 1a. The record is from RefSeq and is a predicted model, not a curated record. Gene Ontology annotation, molecular function: DNA-binding transcription factor activity, RNA polymerase II-specific; RNA polymerase II cis-regulatory region sequence-specific DNA binding. Gene Ontology annotation, biological process: response to peptide hormone; regulation of transcription by RNA polymerase II; regulation of cell population proliferation. Lineage: Eukaryota; Metazoa; Chordata; Actinopteri; Labriformes; Labridae. The transcript has 25 exons. The coding region runs from base 136 to 2421 and encodes 761 amino acids.
AGUGUGGGCUGUUCUACAGCACCAUACAGUAAUAACAGGCUGAGAGCUACCAAGCAGAGGCUGCGUAGUGUCCUUUUGGGAGAUUAAUCCACAUUUCUCUGGAGGAUUUGACUCAUUUACUCUAAACUUGAGAAGAUGGCACAGUGGCACCAGCUGCAGAUGCUGGACUGCAAGUACCUGGAGCAGGUGGACCAGCUGUAUGACGACUCAUUCCCCAUGGACAUCAGACAGUACCUGAGCAAGUGGAUUGAGAGCAUUGACUGGGACACCGUAGCGAUGCAGGACUCUCUAGCCACUGUUCGGUUCCACGACCUCUUGGCUCAGCUAGACGACCAACACAGCCGCUUUGCCUUGGAGAACAACUUCCUGCUGCAACAUAACAUACGCAAGAUUAAGAGGAACCUGCAGGAUCGGUUCCAGGAAGAUCCAGUCCACAUGGCAAUGAUCAUCUCCAGGAACCUGAAGGAGGAGCAGAAGAUUCUGGCCAAUGCAAAGAGUGCAGAGCCCGAUAGUGAGGGGAUGGUGUCAGCCAUGGUGGUGGAGAAACAGAAGCUGGACAACAAAGUGAAGGAGGUGAAAGACAGAGUUCAGGUGGUGGAUCAGAACAUUAAGAAUCUGGAAGACGUGCAGGAUGACUAUGACUUUAAAAUCAACACACUGAAGAACAGAGAGAAUGAAGUGAACGGUAUGACACCAAAGGAGCUUGAAAAAGAGAAAAUGAUGGUGGAGAGGAUGUGCUUUGACCUGAAAACCAAACGUCAGGAAGCGGUGUCCCAGCUGACGGACCUGCUGAACGCCACUCAGACGCUGCUGUCAGACCUGAUCUCUGAGGAGCUGCCAGAGUGGAAGCAGCGGCAGCAGAUCGCCUGUAUCGGCGGGCCGCCCAACGCCUGCGUGGAUCAGCUUCAGAACUGGUUCACAGCAGUAGCAGAGAGUCUGCAGCAGGUCCGUCAGCACCUGAACAAGCUUCAGGAGUUGGAGCAGAAGUUCACCUACGACAGCGACCCCAUCACACAGAAGAAAGAUCUCCUGGGGGCCCGAGCUGUGGAGCUCCUCAAGAACCUCCUGUCCAACUCACUUGUGGUGGAGAGGCAGCCCUGCAUGCCCACCCACCCUCAGAGGCCGCUGGUGUUGAAAACAGGUGUGCAGUUCACUGUGAAGCUCAGGUUCCUGGUGAAGCUGCAGGAGUUUAACUACCAGCUCAAAGUCAAGGCUUUCUUUGAUAAAGAUGUCACGGAGAAGAAAGGUUUUCGGAAGUUUAACAUUUUGGGAACGAACACCAAAGUCAUGAACAUGGAGGAGUCCAACGGCAGCCUGGCAGCAGAGUUCAGACAUUUGCAACUGAAGGAGCAGAAGGUUGCCGGCAACCGGAACAAUGAGGGUCCUCUGAUCGUCACCGAGGAGCUUCACUCGCUCAGCUUCGAGUCGGAGCUGCAGCUCAACCAGUCGGGACUCAACAUCAAACUGGAGGCCAUGUCUCUGCCACUUGUUGUCAUCUCUAACGUGUGUCAGCUGCCAAGCGGCUGGGCUUCCAUCCUCUGGUACAACAUGCUGACCACCGAGCCCAAGAAUCUGAAGUUUUUCCUCAGCCCUCCGCAGGCCAAGUGGUCUCAGCUGUCCGAGGUCCUCAGCUGGCAGUUCUCGUCCGUCACUAAGCGAGGCCUGAACCAGGAGCAGCUCAACAUGCUGGCUGACAAGCUGCUCGGAGCCAAAGCUCAGAGGAACCCAGAGGGUCAGAUUCCCUGGACCAAGUUCUGUAAGAGCGCCAAUGAGAAAGCGUUCCCCUUCUGGUUGUGGAUCGAAGGAAUCCUGGAUGUGAUUAAGAGACACCUGCUGUCCCUCUGGAACGACGGCUCCAUCAUGGGCUUCAUCAGUAAGGAGAGGGAGAGGGCUCUGCUGAGCGACAAGUGUCCUGGGACCUUCCUGCUCCGGUUCAGUGAGAGCAGCAGAGAGGGAGCCAUCACCUUCACCUGGAUCGAAUACGACGUCCACAACAAGCCGCUCUUCCACUCCGUGGAGCCGUACACGAAGAAGGAGCUGUCCGCCGUCUCUCUGCCCGACAUCAUCCGCACAUACAAGGUGAUGGCGGCCGAGAACAUCCCGGAGAACCCGCUCAGGUUCCUCUACCCCAACAUCCCCAAAGACAAGGCCUUUGGGAAGUACUACCCCAGACCCACAGAGGCUUCAGAGCCCAUGGACGUGGAGAACAACCCGGACAGGAGCGGCUACAUGAAGACGGAGCUCAUCUCUGUCUCUGAAGUACAUCCGUCCAGACUGCAGGACAACAUGCUGCCCAUGUCUCCUGAUGAGUACAAGGCUCUGUCGCACUUUGUCAGCAACAGAGACAUCGAUGCUGUGACGCACAAUCUGAUUUCUGGAUUUGGAGAGUUUGACGUUCAGAUGAGUGCAGAUUUAGAGUAGGACUGAGGACGGAGGAGCUUCUUCAAUGUACUCAAUAUUCCCAACUGAACUUUCUUCAGAGGUCGUUGAACCUCUGGAUUACUUUAUCUGCUCAAGGUGUGAAGACCCUCACAACUCUUUAGGUAUGAUGCAGGGGCUGUUUGGAUCAGAUUAAUGUGAGGAUAGAAAAGAACAUUCACUGUGUAUUUACUAAAAAAGCAGAGUAUCCUCUGUGAUAGACUCCAGCAGGUCAGGAGCACAGACCGUCUCUAUCUCGGUAUCUAGGUAUUAAAUCAACUUAAAUAUAAUCUUCCUAACAAGGGCGAUCUUGUCUGAGAGUCAUCAGAUUAAUUAUUUUGCACAUCUGUUGAUUUACUGUGAGAACGAGCUGUAGAAGUGAAGUCAGCAGACAGAAUAGUUAGGAGUGAGACUCACUGACCUUCAGAUAGCUUUCACUCUGUAGUCCUGGUUGCCUCAUGAUGUUGGCCAUGUUUCCUCUGCCUCUUUUUUACUUGUACAUAUAUAUUUUUUUGAAAUGUGAAGCGUUAAUUUGAACAUUACAACAGUGAAAUGACAGAAUGUGAUUCUGCAUGCCUACUUUGUAGCACAACUACUAUGAAAACAAAGAUUCAUAGGAUUCAAAUGUAUGUUCCAUCCACUCAAAGUUUCUGUGACUCGGCUUGAGCUUUUAAUUUAAGGAGCUGUGUUGUGACAUGUGCUUUACAAAGGUCAUUUAACAGUGCAGACUAAAUACAUUAAAUCACUGAGA